CGUUUUCAUAUGGAGAGCCAGAAUCACCUAAAGGAGAUGCGAGAAAAGCAGGAAAGGUCAAAUAUAUGGCUUUCGGAGAAGCAGAAACAGGACGAACAGGAAUUUGAGGAAGGUACUACUUGCUUGAGCAUGAGGAGUUUGUGAUGACGUCAAGGUUUUUAAGGUCUUUGGAUUAAUUUGCAAUACUUUUCUUGCUCUAGUUUGAUUUGGACUUCAAAUAUCAGAAGUGAACAUUCUCGUCAAUCCACCUUCUCAACAUUGAUUUUCUCAAUCACUGUAGCACGACGAAAGAUGCGACAAGACGAGCGGGAGAGCAGGAGAAAAAACGCUUCGGUAGGGCUCGCUGGAUUAGAUAAGGGAGAGACGCUAGAGGCGGGACCUGUUGUGCGAAAGAAGGUGGGUGUUGUUUUCCGCAAAGUCGAUGAAAAGAGUGCAGCUAAGAAUGAACCUAUUGGACCGAAAGGAGCACUUUCCAUUUUUCGAAGAGGUGACACGAUCGCAAAGAACCAACGGGGAGGAGGGGACAUUAAAAGCACAGAAAAUGGGCAGCGAGUUGCACCAGCGGGGGAGACCACUAGAGAACGAAGUCCAAGACGAGAGGACAGCGCAAAAGCAGCGGCUCUUUUGGCGGGAUAUAGCGACAGUUCUGAUGAUGACGGAUAAAUUAAGACUUUUUGAUCCCUUUCCUUUUCCAGAUUGCACACUAUGAGCUCUGAUCAUAUGACCCAAGAACACACGCAACGAACAAAAAUAUGAUUCACCCUACAACGACCUUUUUGCUCAUUCUCCCGACUCACCGCGCGCGCAAUCCAUGUUUAUCUGCAGUCUCUGUCUGACAGCGGCGUACGCC
Molecule: messenger RNA, 850 nt
Organism: Amoebophrya sp. A25
Lineage: Eukaryota; Dinophyceae; Syndiniales; Amoebophryaceae
Source: the annotation of a GenBank genome assembly